AUGACACCGAAGUAUCAACUGUUUUUAAUUUUUAUGAUAAUACUUCAAACAAUGUGCAUGCUUUACAACAUUGUGCUCCUCACAGCAACAAUAAUAAAUCGUCGGAACGCUGCACUCCCACUGGCCUAUAUUGUUUUAAUGAGCAUUCCCGGAAUUCUAAUUACAGUUUUCCUUAAUGUUAAUGUAGCUGCUUUUGCCUUCCUUACUGAGGAAGAAUAUGAAAACUAUCUGACAGCAUUUGGUGCUCAAUUUAGUCUUGGAGCCACAUUUUCGUAUUUCCAUUCUCUUUGCAUUUCUGUGCUAAUGACAGUCAAUCGAUUGGCUAUUAUACUCAACCCAUUCUCUGAGAUGUUCACACAACGACGACUUUUCGGAUAUGCUGCCGUUAUUGCAAUUGUAGUGCUCAUAUCAUUACUUAUUCCAUACUUUACACCGUGUCGUAUUAUUUUCAUGUUGAAUCAUUUGUCAUUUAUAUCUGCGUGUGACCCAGAACGACAUCCGAUCACAGUUUUCCAAAACCAAUAUGCUAUUCUACUUCCAUUUACAUGUAUGUUUGUCAACUUGGCUAUUAUCUUGCAUCUGCGUUUCGCACGGAAUGACACAUACGUAAAAUUUAAAAAGUUCUUUACCAAAAAUCAUCACAUCAGCGCCGUUCCAACUGUCAAGGCUGCAGAACAGAGCAACUUGUCGAAAAUUCAAGCUCGCAGAGACCUGAUCAUGAUGAGGCAAACAGUGGCAAUUGCUGUUUAUUUGUCUAUUUAUGAACUUGGAGCGUUUAUCACAAAAUGUUUUCCGACUGUUUUCGCUAGUUUACCUGAAGUUGUGAGAGAAGGAUACUUUUACUUCCGCUUGGAGUCGAUUCCGAUGAUGAAUUUUUUCAUCUACUAUCUAGAAACACCAAGUACCCGAAGGAUGAUUCGUCGGUUUUUGAAUCUGAAAAAUAAUAAUGACAGCACGGCUCAAAAUGCAACAGUCUUCACAGUUGCUCAACGUCGCUGACCAGAAAUAUGUCUUAAUUCCAACAAUUUUUUUUAAAUUUAUUAUUCACAUUAACACUAUUGAAAAAUUCCUAAAAUUUUCUAAAAAUAACUAUAUACUUUUUUAAAUCCAUAUAAAUUGUUUUCAAUUU
Molecule: messenger RNA, 1129 nt
Organism: Caenorhabditis elegans
Lineage: Eukaryota; Metazoa; Nematoda; Chromadorea; Rhabditida; Rhabditidae
Gene: srxa-8
Product: G_PROTEIN_RECEP_F1_2 domain-containing protein
Exons: 6
Coding region: 1-999 (332 amino acids)
Source: RefSeq, marked reviewed